This is a messenger RNA of Microdochium trichocladiopsis, 465 nucleotides long. RefSeq lists its product as uncharacterized. The transcript has 2 exons. The coding region runs from base 1 to 465 and encodes 154 amino acids. The record is from RefSeq and is a predicted model, not a curated record. Lineage: Eukaryota; Fungi; Ascomycota; Sordariomycetes; Xylariales; Microdochiaceae.
AUGCGUCUCUCAAUUUCCAUCACGGUCCUCGCCUCAGUGUUGGGCGCCGCUCUCGCCAAGCCGGAAAAGAUCCGCGGUGUCAGCGAUCCAGUGUACCACCUCUACCUUCAGGAGUACCCCAAGGACAAGAGCACCGCAGUCCUGGGUCCAGAGUCAUCGGCAGAAUACUUCAACAUCGGAGGCACUAUCCAAAGCGCAAAUACGACGUUAUACCUGAAUGUCGGCAAUGACAGCACUUCAUACAAGACGCUAACUUUCGGGACGACUGCGUCGACAAAGGCGUGGGGGCUCGAGGGUGAUACGAUAAUCACAACGCAAGGAAGUACUUGGGGUCGUCAAUUGAACUUUCUGGUUUGCAAACUGGACGGCAACUACUGGCAGCUGUACCUGCAGACAGGCAGUGCCACGCCCAGUGGGAAGACUUGCAGCAACUACCAGACGAUCCACCUUCCAUGUCUGUGCUGA